Nilaparvata lugens (brown planthopper) is the source of this 786-nucleotide messenger RNA. RefSeq lists its product as uncharacterized. Gene Ontology annotation, cellular component: cytoplasm. NCBI's taxonomy places the organism in Eukaryota, Metazoa, Arthropoda, Insecta, Hemiptera, Delphacidae. The coding region runs from base 1 to 771 and encodes 256 amino acids. The record is from RefSeq and is a predicted model, not a curated record. The transcript has 5 exons.
AUGCGCCAUGUUAUCGGACGAGGCCUGGGACUCUCUGACUUGGAGUAUGCGCUGUUGUUGUCGCAGGGUCUCAUCACAAAGACACGAUUGUUGCAUGUUUUCGACACACUACCACACGAGCUGUUCACGGCGCAACGUGCCGUUCGCGUGAUAGUGACGCCGACGCAGGUCAUCAACGUGGAGAAGAAGCAUGACAAGCCGGCCGGCAUCAUCUGGAGUCGGGUGUCGAAUCGGCGCUCACCAAGGUGCCCGUUCUCAACAUCAUCCGCGACGAACUCAUCAACACGAAGGGCGGCAAUACGAGGGGCCGUGGCCGUGGCCGGGGGCGGGGUAGAGGAGGCAGGGGAGGAAUGGGAAGGAGUGGUAUGCGUGGUGUUGGUGGCGGGCGGCUACUAUGCGGGAGGUGGAGGCGGUGAUGAGGAGAGGAGGCAGCAGGUUGUUGAGAGUGGCCAGGAAGAGGAAGAAGGGGUGGCUGCGGUGCCAGCGGGCAACGGAGGCGGCGGCGGUCGUAGAGGCCGAAACCGCAGGCAGCGCAACCGAACGCCGCACCAACAAGACGCAAGCGGCAACAACAGCGGCGACACAGCGGCGACAACAACGGUGACAACAACGACGCAGCAAACAACAACAACCGUGUUGAAAACAAUCGCCCCGAGAACAACCCGCAGAACCAAGAGACGCCAGAACCGGAGGGACAGAGUUACGGAGGGGCAGAAGAAUGGCAACGUGAGUGUCCACUUUUCAAUUGUCAAUUUAGUUGAAUCAAUUUGAUCGUUCAAGUCUCAU